AUGCUGUCUCUUUAAAGAUUUCAUCGCCUUUUACUCCCGCAAUGCGCUCCUUCUUAUGUGCGCCACACGUUCGUCGCAUAGAGUGUCCAAGCAGGGCUACCAUCAUGGGACGGUCCUGAUAACUUGCCCGGGAUGUAAAAACCGCCACCUCAUAAGCGAUCAUUUAAAGAUCUUCUCCGACAAGCGCAUCACGAUCGAGGACAUUCUGAAGGAAAAAGGCCAGCUGGUAAAACGGGGCUCCCUAAGCGCCGAAGGUGACGUUGAAUUCUGGGAUGACGGCUCCACGACACCGCGUUCGGCCCACUUUAUACCAAACAGUACGACGAAGAGCGAUCCCGAUGCGCCAGAAGGUCGUCUCACCGAGCCACUUGCCUCGCAAUCCGAAAAUACGCCCGAGUCUACACGGGAAAACCGUAGACAACCGGGCAGAAACGAUUCCGGGACGUCUUGAAGUAGAUGUGCCACUGUUCCUCUAUCGUUUUGACGACUUCAACGCAUCGCUUCGCCUCAUAUCGUAUCGCCUCGCAUCCACCUCGUAGGAACGGCAUCUUACCGAUUGAUUACAUCUCAACAUUGGCACAGGACCUUGCUACAUGCAGCCAUUUACGCUAGAAGAUCCCACUCGGAUCCACUUGAGUUGUACGGAAGCUACCACCACUCGUACGUUGACCCAUUCGAGCCAAACUCAUUUCGAGCAUUUAAACAAAACUGUACAAGGGUUGAAUCCCUUGCUAGUAGUGUGUGUAUGAUUUGCACUGA
Westerdykella ornata is the source of this 759-nucleotide messenger RNA. RefSeq names its product zf-DNL-domain-containing protein. Lineage: Eukaryota; Fungi; Ascomycota; Dothideomycetes; Pleosporales; Sporormiaceae. Gene Ontology annotation, molecular function: protein-folding chaperone binding; zinc ion binding. The transcript is spliced from 3 exons. The record is from RefSeq and is a predicted model, not a curated record. Gene Ontology annotation, cellular component: mitochondrion. Bases 56 to 451 code for a protein of 131 amino acids. Gene Ontology annotation, biological process: protein folding; protein import into mitochondrial matrix; protein stabilization.